AUGAUUUCUAGAGCAGUACGAGUGCCGCGUAUUCGCCUGGCAUGCAGGUUUGGCUUAAUAACACAACGAAGCACUGGUCUGGGCUUCCGACCAAGUCCAGUUCAUGAGGGCCUGGCACGACGACUAUAUACGUCCGACCUUGGAAAUGCUGGGGAGAACAAGGUUGAUGCUUUCAUAACGAAUACGGACGCUUCGAAAACAACGCCGAAAGAAGAGCAGUUGGACGAAGAGUCAAAAGUUUCACCUACAGGGUCAGAAGACACCACACCAGCUCCGGAUUUUCCCUCCACCACCAACGUCGACUCUGAGCCAACUAGUAGCUCCGAGGAACCUCAAUUACACGAGGACCCGAUCUCGAAAGACACGACGAUAUCUCCUGGCGACGAGACAUUCCCAGAGAAGCUGGUUGACGAUGCACUGAACGAAUCCUCAUCACAACCGCAAUCGUCAAGAUACGUUUUACCUGACCUGCCCGACUUCCCCAAAUCGUCAUCAGGACGUUCACCCAGUCCCGAACAGUAUGCGCUGGACGAACUCUUGGGAGAAUCGCAGAAGCCAGGGAUCGAGGCAUUUGCACUGCCUGAACUAGAAGCCCCAGAUCUUGAAGACGAGCUCAUACCUUUGCCAAAGAGACGCCUCUACGAUCGUCUUAUGCACGAUGAAUCCCUCGGAGUCUCUACUCUGGGAAUGCCAGCUGGUGCCAUUAUCAUCAACAAUCCGAAUAUGACACGCAUCGAGCGGCCAGCCCCUACUGUGAUGGAGGCGAAACCUAUAGAAACUACAGAUCUUGACUGGCAAAAUUUGACUCCGUCCGGAAUGACAGAGCCUGAAUCUGAAGAGAUCUUCAAGAAUAUCGACGAAAUUUGUCCCACGAGUCGUAUUCUGCGUCAAACUGAUAUCGACAAGCUCGUCAGCACUCUUUGCGAUGGUUUCACAGUCACCCAGCUGCGGGAAUAUCACAGUGCUCGCAAGCCAGAGCCCAGGGAUCAUGACAUGGUAAAAUACGAGUGGAUAGAAGAGAUUGUACCAUGGACUCCAAUGAAUUCGGUUCGACUGCGUGGCAAUGAUAAGGCUACCCUUGCUCAAAAGAUCGUGUUGGAUAAAUGGAAGAUUAAGGUUCAGGAACACGCGGACGAUCUUGGAAAAGCGUUCGUUUGGAUGGAUCCUGAGAUCUUCCCCUUUCUCAUAUAUGGUCGCAACAACACAAGCCGUCUACUUUGGGAGCUCAAGCGGGAUUUCAUAGUCGGCGAAGACGAGAAGUUAACAUUGCAUACUCCAAAAUGCCGCCUCAACAUUACAGCGAAAAAGUCAACUACUUACGGUAUCCUCGCUCAUAUUGACCAGGCCGUGCAGAGGAUGAAGAGCCGGGUUAUCGACGUUGCCCCUCUUCUUCCGAAGACUCGAUCAGUAGCUCUAACGCAGGCAGAGCGCAAGGAGCUCGGCCGGCUUACCAAGACUUCAAUCACGCCUGUAAGGCAUGGCUCCCAGGAGAUGUUGCGCGUCUCCUGGAUGCCCCAGCCUGACGAGCCCCCAACCGAGACAGAAGACCUUGCAGACACAGUAUUCCGCUUAAUCGUUGGCCGUGUCGUCCCGGGCGCCGACCACGGUGUCCUGCAGUGCCUUCCGCGAUCUGAUAACCAAGACCUAGUCACUGGCCAGCCCGUACCUGUACAACGCCAGGCUCGGGCUAUGUCGUGGAGAGACAAGCUCCAGAAGUGGCUGAGAAUUGUCGCACCCAUCAGCAAGGAUACUCAAAACACUCUACCGCUAGGGCUGCCUUCCGAAUCAGUGAUUCCUGAAGAGAAAUGUCCUCGCAGUGGAAAUGUAGACGCUACUACAGCGAGGUUUGGCCAUAUCCUACACCAACGCGCUAGCACCUCGAUGAAGGAACUCUACCGCAAACGCCGCAUCCUAGCUCCCCUUACACCUCAUCCCGCUGCUUUCUCCGCCCUCAAACCUGACAACGACUUGCCCCUGAAGGAGACUACUUCCAUUGUUAUGCACCUUUCGCCUCAUGUCGAUACUUCAGAGAGUCCAGUAACGGAUUCUAAUAAGAAGAAACAUGCAGACCCUGCUGCCUAUAUCACCAUUCCCGUCCACCCUCAGGCCGAUCUCGACAACUUCACGAUCCCAGACGACGCAACCGUCCACAUUUAUGUGCCGUGGCACAACAGUGACGUGCUUCUUCCUACAGAGGCUGUAGAUGUCCGCUUUGAGCACAAACGCUCCUAUGCUCUCUCAAUAAAACACCCAGGCAUAAAGGAAUUCUUUGAGAAAUCGCAGCUCAACCUCCGUGAGGGUCAACUUAGAACACCGAGCCAAGCCAAGCUCAUGGUUCCAGGAUCAUGGCUACGAGGAAGUGGCAGCGGCAGGAUGAACACCGCGAAGAGAGACGUUCUUUACGACUUCCGUGGAACUGAAAUCCAUCAGACCGUGGAAAUGCCUUGGAAUGGCCACACGUUGCGCUACUCUAGCAUCGAGGCUGGACAGCAUGGCGGCCAACGUCAGGAGAUUACACUCCAGGCUGGUUUACCAGGCGAGAACCCAGUUGCUUUCAAGGAUAAGAGACGUACGAGCUUUUUACAACUGGUCGAGGACAUAGCCACUGGAAAAUGCUUCUCCUGGUCUGACGGCUACAAAUCCGUCAAGAGUCGCCAGCUAGAAGACUUCAGUUACAAUCUGCUUGAAGAAGAUCUCCCUGAGGACGUCAUUGUCGACAACGAAAAGUUUGAUUCUCACGGCCGCGUAAAUCGAUACAGAUCAGCAACGAGCGGAGACAGUUACAAGCCCGACCAGCGCGGCCACUUUAAUCAACAUAGGCCAGCCAUCGAGAUGAGCAAUGAUAGGUACGAUUCGCGAGAUCAUGUCGGUGAACGUGAAUCAGCCACGAAGGCGAACAGUGGCAAGCUUGAAAGCCGUGUCCGUUUGAAUGCACGCGCGCCUAGCCCAGAGCCAGAGAAAGGAACUCCAGUUGAGAUCUUUGACGACAUAGACGCAUUGUUUGCGGCGGAGGGCCCGACUUCUGAGCUCAACCCCGACACGACAUCCAAGUCUGACAAGCAACAGCUUGAUGAGACCAAAUUUGACGACAAAAUUAUUACCAAACCAAGUAAAGAGGAAGAUUAUCUUAUGAGUUUCCUCGAGAAGUACUCUAGCCCUAAGGCCUUUUUGAGUGAAGACAACAGGAAGCUCUACGGCAUCGAUGCUGCCUACAAAUACAAGAAAUCAAUGACGAGCGUUGCUGAGGAUUUUCCUCCGAUCGGCAACUCGCCAGAUUUUCCAGAUUUUCCAGAAGACAAGGUCACACCACCAAAACCUCGGAAGGCAAAGGUUGCAACUAAAAAGGAGAAGUCUCGCAAAAAGGUUCAGAGUGAGAACUUCGCAACCCAGGAGCCAGCACCCAAGCCCAAGCCCAAAGCAACGCCAAAGAAAUCAGCAACUACCGGGAAAGCCAAGGACAAACCCAGCAAAUAUACCCUCCCAGAGCUACAGAAACCCGCCACGAUGUCAGAUGCGGAUGCAUUUGCGGCUCAGUUCGCCAGACGAGCGACUUCAGAGAACAGAGGGAAGGACCAAAAUAGUGUCAUUGGGUUCUUCGAUACCCUCCCAGAGGAGAAGAAGCCUGCUAAAAAGAAGUCUGCUCAGAAGAAGCCCGCUCAGAAGAAGAAACAGUCUGCUUCAAAGAAGAAGCAACCGACAUCGAGUAACUCGAAACACAAAAAGCCUUGA
Messenger RNA from Fusarium proliferatum ET1, 3729 nucleotides. RefSeq lists its product as uncharacterized. Bases 1 to 3729 code for a protein of 1242 amino acids. NCBI's taxonomy places the organism in Eukaryota, Fungi, Ascomycota, Sordariomycetes, Hypocreales, Nectriaceae. Gene Ontology annotation, cellular component: mitochondrial inner membrane. The record is from RefSeq and is a predicted model, not a curated record. The transcript has 3 exons.